UGUAUUCUUUGCCAACGUCUACGAGGUACUGUUGGAUUUAAAUAGACGACCACGGUCCUCUUCUCAGUAAAUGUUGGCAACUCAUCCCUCGAGUAUCCGGUCUGACUUUGACGACUGUAGGCCAGUAUCUCAGAAACGCACUCUGAGCUUCCAACUGUAAGCUUGGGAGAGUCGCCUUGAGGUUCACUUGACCUUCUCUCGGGUUUAGUAAGACGUUGCCUGAACUAGUAAAUAUCUCAACCUUCAUCAUGUCUACGGAGAAGGAGGUUCCUCGGGGCACUCACGUCGAGGGCACCGAGGACCACGCUAUCAGUGCUGCUCCCGUCCAUGACAGUAUUCACAAUGCAGCUGGAAAGGGCCAGCUUGCUACCGACAAAUAUGGCCACUCCCUCGUCGAAUUCGACCCGGUCGCGGUACGAAAGCUACGGUGGAAGCUCGACUUACAUACCAUUCCUACCGUAGCAUUACUGUAUCUCUUCUGCUUCAUCGACCGUGCUAAUAUUGGUAACGCAAGAAUCGCCGGCCUCGACAAAGACCUCGAACUCAAAGGCUACGACUACAACAUGAUCCUCUCCGUCUUCUACAUCUCCUAUAUCCUCUUCGAGAUCCCCGCCACAAUCGCCUGCAAAGCAAUGGGCCCCGGCUGGUUCCUCCCCAUCACCACUCUCUUCUUCGGCAUCGUCUCCAUUUGCACCGCCUUCGUCCAGGACCGCGCCGCCAUCUGCGGCGUCCGCUUCCUUCUCGGCAUCUUCGAGGCCGGCAUGCUCCCCGGCAUCGCAUACUACCUCUCCAGAUGGUACCAGCGCGCCGAGUUGACGUUCCGCCUGUCACUCUACAUGGUCAUGGCACCCCUCGCCGGCGCGUUCGGCGGCCUGCUCGCAUCCGCGAUCCUCACACUCGACUCCUUUGGCAGUCUGCACCGCUGGCGUAUGAUUUUCGCCAUCGAGGGCAUCGUCACUGUCGUUCUGGCCAUCAUCUCCUUCUGGACUCUUACCGACAGACCCGAGACGGCAAGGUGGUUGACGCAAGAGGAGAAGGACCUCUGCAUCGCCCGCGUGAAGUCGGAGCGCGUCGGUGCCACGGAGGUGAUUGACAAGAUUGAUAAGACGAAGCUGAAGCGCGGUAUGCUCAACCCCGUCACCCUCGAGAUCGCCGUAAUCUUCCUCUUCAACAACAUCACGGUGCAAGGCUUGGCCUUCUUCCUCCCUACUAUUGUCAGCAACAUUUACCCGACCUUUUCGACGGUCCAGAAGCAGCUGUACAGCGUGCCACCCUACGUUGUUGGCGCGUUCUUCACGGUGGCCUUCCCCGGGUUGAGUUGGUACCUUGACAGAAGGCAGGUUCUCAUCGCGAUGAGCGCGCCGAUGGUGAUGACGGGGUAUAUCAUGUUCCUCGCGUCAAAGGUAGCUCGCGUGCGUUACGGAGCGACGUUCCUCAUUGCCAGUUCCGCCAUGGUUAUGGGCCCCAUGUCCAACGCCCACAUCAGCGCUAACGUCGUGAGCGAUACGGCGCGAAGCAGUGCCAUCGGUCUCAACGUCAUGUUCGGCAACAUCGGCGGUCUCAUCUCAACAUGGUCCUACCUCUCCUGGGACGCGCCCGACUUCCACAUCGGCAACGGUCUCAAUCUCGGCGCGGCGAGCAUGAUUUUCAUCCUGGCUACCGCGGCGUGGUUUUGGAUGAAGUGGGACAAUAAGCGCCGCGACGAUCGGAGUAUCGAGGAGGAGCUUGCUGGGUACUCGGAGCAGGAGAUCCGGGAUUUGGAUUGGAAGCACCCUGCUUUCCGGUGGAGGACCUAAAUUUCCACUGGCGCUUUGGGUUGGAGUGGAAUGGAUUGAGAUAUAUGUACGGUGGCUGACUCCCGGCUUGAUAUACAUACCCGCGGAGGGUUAGAUGGAGGGUGAUCAUGAAAUGCUACAUGACUUAUGAUAAUGAAAGGAUAUCGCGC
Colletotrichum godetiae is the source of this 1945-nucleotide messenger RNA. Its product is annotated as major facilitator superfamily transporter. Gene Ontology annotation, biological process: transmembrane transport. Gene Ontology annotation, cellular component: membrane. Bases 249 to 1796 code for a protein of 515 amino acids. Gene Ontology annotation, molecular function: transmembrane transporter activity. The transcript is spliced from 4 exons. The record is from RefSeq and is a predicted model, not a curated record. Lineage: Eukaryota; Fungi; Ascomycota; Sordariomycetes; Glomerellales; Glomerellaceae.